Nelumbo nucifera (sacred lotus) is the source of this 1362-nucleotide messenger RNA. RefSeq lists its product as uncharacterized. Lineage: Eukaryota; Viridiplantae; Streptophyta; Magnoliopsida; Proteales; Nelumbonaceae. The record is from RefSeq and is a predicted model, not a curated record.
UGCUUCCCUUCAAAUAUCCUCUCUCCAGCUCUCCUCUUGUCUGCCUCUCACUUUGUAAGCUUCCCCAACAGGGAACCAGACGGAAAGGUAAGAAUCCAAUCCCACCGAGUUCGUCUUACCGGAUAACAUGGCGGUCUUCUCUCGGAGCUCAAGCAGUUGGAUCCUCUCGCUCAAGGUUUUGCUGAUUUCAGCUGGUGUUGUUUCCUUGGCUGUGAUUCUAAAGCUUUCUGUUCCGGUGAUAAUGGAGUUCGUAGCUACUGAGGUUCCUCUGAUAUGGGGGUCUCUGCUCUCGUGGCUUACGCCUCCUUACCUCUACGUUAUCAUUAACGGGAUCAUCAUCACUAUAGCUGCGUCUUCGAGGUUUCAGCAGAAGGUCGAUGAGCAGCGGCCCGAGAUGGUGGGGGCUCCCCUGAAAGCCGAGGUGCAGCCUGAUUUUGUUGUCACCACAGCUGUGUACGAGGAUGCCGCUGUUCUAGACGAGCAUGUAGUGGUGGAACGACCGGAGUUAGGAUAUGAUGUUGUUGCGAUGAAGAACCCCGAGGAAACUCCAACAGAGUUUGAAUCUUUGGAGCCUUUGUCAGGGUACGGUCAGGGUCAAGCAGAGGCUGUCGAGGUUAAAACUCUUCUGACGAGAGCUCCGGAGGAGUAUGACGAGGAUGAUUUUGUUAUCUCUAGAUCGACUUGGACUCCGCAGCGGAGGGAUUCGACGGAAGUUCCAACGGAAUAUUCCUUCCCAACCGAGAAACCUCUGGUUUCUGUAAGGUUUGGUCGGAAAAUCGUCAGAGCUAGCCCUGAAGGUGGAAGGGCGUUGCGGGUGGCGAAGCCGAAACGAAACGAUACGCUGGAAAACACGUGGAAGACGAUAACGGCCGGCCGGCCGAUGCCACUGACGAGGCAUCUGAAGAAGUCGGAGACGUGGGAAACACACGGUCGCCAUAGCAACCCGAGCCAGGGAACGCAAGAGCCAAGCCCCGCGAAAGUGAAGAAAGCAGAGACGUUCAGGGACCGUACUAAUCUGGAGACGUCGCUGAGUCCGUCCCCGGGUGGUUCGGGGAAGUUUCGGAAAGAACCGUCGCUGAGUCAAGACGAGCUGAACCGGCGGGUGGAAGCGUUUAUAAAAAAAUUCAAUGAAGAGAUGAGGUUGCAGAGGCAGGAGUCGUUGAAUCAAUACAGGGAGAUGAUUAACCGUGGAACCCAUUAAAAGGAAGAAAAUGUUUCUGUUUUUUCAUUUCUUUCAGAAAAUUUACGAGGAUGAGGGAAAAAAUAGUCUUAAGUCUGCUUGACUUUGUUUUGGGUUUCUUUAUUUAUAGAAAUGGAAUUUGUUAUAAUGGAUGUCUGUAUAAAGGAUUGAUUUGUUUGCAG